Messenger RNA from Gaeumannomyces tritici R3-111a-1, 180 nucleotides. RefSeq lists its product as hypothetical. NCBI's taxonomy places the organism in Eukaryota, Fungi, Ascomycota, Sordariomycetes, Magnaporthales, Magnaporthaceae. Bases 1 to 180 code for a protein of 59 amino acids. The record is from RefSeq and is a predicted model, not a curated record. The transcript has a single exon.
AUGCUCCGCCUCCGUGCGCAACCGGAAAAGUCACAGCCGAAACCUGUGAUCUCCGUGCGCGAUCCUUGGCCUGUCCGGCCGAGGCUCCGUGCCGGGCAGGCAUUGCCUGUCCGUCCCGGGUUGCCUGGCCGUGUCAUGCCUUUGCUUGUGUGCGAUCCUUUGGCUGCCUUCCAACAGUAA